Messenger RNA from Chelonia mydas (Green sea turtle), 2612 nucleotides. RefSeq names its product zinc finger protein 239. NCBI's taxonomy places the organism in Eukaryota, Metazoa, Chordata, Testudines, Cheloniidae. The record is from RefSeq and is a predicted model, not a curated record. The coding region runs from base 543 to 1526 and encodes 327 amino acids. Gene Ontology annotation, molecular function: DNA-binding transcription factor activity, RNA polymerase II-specific; RNA polymerase II cis-regulatory region sequence-specific DNA binding. The transcript is spliced from 3 exons. Gene Ontology annotation, biological process: regulation of transcription by RNA polymerase II.
GAAUUUCCUGGGUCAGGUGCUGCUUCCAUUGUGAGCCGGGGCCGGCGGGCAGAGACCGGCUCUAACCCUCCGCUCUGCCCCGGGCUCGGCCCGCACCAGCCCCCGAGCCGGAGCCCGCAGGUGAUGGGGGGACCCGGGGGAAAGGGCCGGGGCCGGGCAGGACAGUGACUCUGCAGAAGCGGCCCCGUCUGUGCUCCCCGCGUGUCUGCGAGUCCCAGAGCUCACCCACCCCCAGGGAGAGGCGCAGGCUCUCACUCCGGUUAGCGCUCACCGUAGUUGAUCCGGAUCCGAUCCGGAUCCGAUCCAGAUCUUUCAGGCGGAGGAAGAAGGGGAAGGAGGCGGAAAAGAAGCAAGGGGGGCGGGAACUGGAAGCGGUUCAAAGUUCCCAGCUCUGCCCAGAUCCAUUCACUGCAGCACCCCAGGCAGAGCGGACUUUCCUGGGAACAAGGGCUUGGUGGCCUUCGAGAAGGUGGCUUUGUGUUUCACUGAGGGGGCAGGGGGCUCUGCUGGACCCCGGUCAGAGAGCCCUCCACAGGGAUGUCAUGCAGGAGAACUCUGAGAUGGUGAUCUCGCUGGCAGGUGAUGGGAGGAUGAGUGAGAACAAGGAGGAGAAUUCUCAGCAGGAAGGUGCUGAGGAAGUGGAACUGCACAAAACUUCAUCAGGAAGAUCCAAAGGGAAUUUUUUCCAGAGUCAUAAGCAGGGAAAAGCCUGGGGGAUUCCACGCAAGUCAGAGAAGCAGCCGGGAAACCAGCCAGGAAAGAAAGUGGGUAAAACCACUAAUUGUAAGGGAAGUGGCAAGGAUCUCAAGGAAACCACAGUCCAGCAGAGAAUCCACAGAGAAGGGAGAAAAAACACAUGCACCAAGUGUGGGAAAAGCUUCAGUCGUAGCUCAAACCUUGUUUCCCAUUGGAGAAUCCACACAGGAGAGAGGCCAUAUAAAUGUAUUGAGUGCGGGAAAAGCUUCAAUCAGAGCUCUAACCUUGUUUCCCAUCAGAGAAUUCACACGGGAGAGAGACCCUAUAAAUGUCUGGACUGUGGGGAAAACUUCAACCAGAGCUCAGACCUUAUCACACAUCAGAGACUGCACACGGGAGAGAAACCGUAUAAAUGUAUUAAGUGUGGAAAAACCUUCAAUCAGAGCUCAAACCUUAUUUCACAUCAGCGAAUUCACACACGAGAGAGGCCCUAUAAAUGCCUUGAGUGUGCGGAAAGUUUUGACUGGAGCACCCAACUUAUUAGACACCAGAUAAUCCAUACAGGAGACAGACCCUAUAAAUGCUUGGAUUGUGGGAAAAGCUUCAGUGAUAGCUCAGCCCUUAUUACACAUCAGCGAACCCACACGGGAGAGAAACCCUAUAAAUGCCUCGAGUGCGGGAAGAGCUUCAACCAGAGCUCCACUCUGAUUAGACACAAGAGGACUCACACGGGAGAAAAGCCCUAUAAAUGCUCAGACUGCGGGAAAAGUUUCAAUCAGAGCUCGAACCUAAUUACGCAUCAGAGACUCCACUUAGGAGAGAAACCUUGAAUGUGGAUGAUGCUUCAGUUGGACUUCAAUCAUGUUCGCCAACAGCAAAUUCAGACAGGGAAGAGACCUCUUAAAUGUCCUUAGCGUGGAAAAGAUUUCAGCUGGAGCAAAUGCUAUACUGGACAUCAGCGACUCCAGCAGCAGCUGAACGUAAGCUGUCAGUGGCCCUCUGGUUCUGCCUGGUCUAAGCAAAUCCCAGGCAGAGGAGGAGAAGACCUGGGUAGAGUCCCAGCACCUGGCCUCCAGCCUGAGCCUGAAAGUUUACACUGCAAUUUUAGAGCCCCCCGAGCCUCGCGAGCCUGAGUCAGCUAACAUGGGUCAGCCGCGGUGUCUGAUUGCAAUGUAGACAUACCCUGAGGGUUUGCCAACAUAAAGAAAAGAGGCCAGAGUUUGGUCAGGGAUAGCUGGCACAUUUCCCCCCAACACUGACCAAGCCUCAACCACUUUUCUGAGUCUAGGCCAACGCUGACCAUCUCAUUUAUAUCUGCAGUGUUGUUGUAGCCGAGUCGGUCCCGGGAUAUUAGAGAGACAAGGUGGGUGAGGUAAUAUCUUUUAUUGGACCAACUUCUCCGUCUCAUUUAUAGUGUUCUCUGCAUUAGCGAUGCCUGAGGGAAUUCUACGCCAUUGUGCAAGGGCAGAAUUAAUGUCCCCCGCAGAUUUUUUUCCCCACCUCAGAAUAAUUGAUUGUGACGGGGAGGCGAAGGGAAGUUACGAGAAGAGUCAUGCAAUUACACCUUUUGCCCACCAUGGGGCUGAUGUGGCACUAGGAGAGAGGGCAGCUGGCUCAUGGGCUGGAGCAGCCAGCCACUGAGAGGGAGGAGGCAGAGGCUGCCUUCCUUACAGCACCUUAUCUGUGGGGCUAGGUGAGGAGACACGGGAUAUGGGUGGGACAGACAGCGUGGGGCACACAGGACUGCUGGGGGCUUUCAGAGGCUGGGGUUCAGAAGGGCCAGUGGGGGGACAGAUCGGGGGCACAGGAGCUAGUGGGGUGACAUUGAGCCAGAGGCAAAUUGGGAGUGGGGGUGCAGGGACACAUGGGGACAGGGAAAGAUGUGUCUGACUGAAUGGGAGAGGCUAGGGGUCAGC